GGCAGAAUAGAUUGUCGACGGCAACGUUACUCAUCCCGUAAGCAGGCAAGUGUGUAUUUUGGGAAGUGGUGUUAUGUUAUAUUAUGAAGCUAAAUAAGGUUUGAAAUAGCUUUCAAGUUAGAUUUGGGCAAAUUUUUUUUCAACGUAAUAUUCAACGGUUAGGCCCCUCACCCCUCACAAAAGAUUCGUCCAAUCACAUUACUUGGGAAAUCGAGCUUCAAAUGAGUAUUAAGGCAGUCGAGAAUCAUGAUUUAGCAAUAGUGAUAUGAUAAUCAUAAUUCAGUGCUGCUGGGAUUAGCCCUUGUCCAUUCCUCUGAAGGUUGUUCGAAAGAAAGACGCUGGCUGCGAUGAUGAUAAUGAGGGUUGAGGUGCGCUUCGGGAAGAAUAAUUGAAACUUCCAUUUUCAAAUCGAGUGUGUGUGGGGCGAGUAUUUACUUUUCAAAGCCACUAACGAUUUUGCCUUACCCCCAUUCAAGCUACGCAAAGCAAUGGUGGGUUAGUUGAACAGAUAACCUGGAUUGCCUCAAAAGAGAAAUCAAAAUUGUUUGACUUUUGCAACUCACCCAUGAAAAAUGUGAAGCUUCCCGUAUUCUGAGGAUAUCAUUCGAAUCAACUCAAAAUCCAAAGGAACCGGAAAAAUAGGCAGCUUUGCUUUGAAUAAAGUGAAGAUUGUUGAUUGAAGCUUGUUGCAAUCUAGUCCGUUUAAAAGGUCAAAGGGCUUCUCCACAAUCUCCAAUGUUGUCCUUUCAAAUGUUCGAGCCACAAAGUGCAUCUUCUGCUUUUCACGUACGUCGAAGUAGGAAAUCGUCUCAAGAAUCAAAUAUCAAAUACCACCAGUACAUGUAUCUAAAAGAUAGUUAACUUUUCAUGCGAGCACUCGAAAAACCGAACCUAUAAAUAACUUGUCAAAAUGGUCUCGUUCAUCACAUCUCGUUCUUCCAUUUGGAGCUUAACAACCCACAAUUACAUCCAAAAUGAAGGUCCUCGUUCUUAUUGCUGCUAUCCUCUGCCUUAUUGCUCCCAUUCUGGCCAAACCCAGUCAUGGCGGCGGCCAUGGUGGCGGCUUCGGGGGUGGCCAUGGCGGCGGCCAUGGCGGCGGCCACGGUGGCCAUUACUCUUUUGGUUACAAAGUCCAUGAUGGCUACAACAACUUUGGACAUUCUGAAAGCCGCCAUGGAGGCCACACUAAAGGCCAAUACCACGUCAAGCUCCCGAACGGCAAGCUGCAGACGGUCAACUACCACGUGGAUGGUUAUUCCGGAUUCGUGGCCAAGGUUCAUUAUGGUCAUUAGGGGAGUUAACAUCUCAUCUUUGGAGAGCAAGCCUUUCCUUAGAGUUGGAACAUGACAUUAUAUUCAUUCACUAUAUUUAUAAACCAAUGACAACUGGAUUAAAGUUCAGACUAACA
Messenger RNA from Tigriopus californicus, 1408 nucleotides. RefSeq names its product holotricin-3-like. Lineage: Eukaryota; Metazoa; Arthropoda; Copepoda; Harpacticoida; Harpacticidae. The record is from RefSeq and is a predicted model, not a curated record. Gene Ontology annotation, cellular component: extracellular matrix. The transcript has 2 exons. Bases 975 to 1292 code for a protein of 105 amino acids.